This is a messenger RNA of Thermochaetoides thermophila DSM 1495, 1059 nucleotides long. RefSeq lists its product as uncharacterized. Lineage: Eukaryota; Fungi; Ascomycota; Sordariomycetes; Sordariales; Chaetomiaceae. Bases 1 to 1059 code for a protein of 352 amino acids. The record is from RefSeq and is a predicted model, not a curated record. The transcript is spliced from 5 exons. Gene Ontology annotation, molecular function: methyltransferase activity.
AUGACGAAAGAAGCAGAAGAGAAGAAGGAGCAGCAACAGCCGCAGCAGCCGGUUGACGUCCCGGGUCUUCUCCCGAGCUCCCAUUGGGCGUCGAUUCCCGUGGAAAAUGAAGAUGAUGACACAGACUCUCUGUGCAGCAGUAAAGCGAGCAGUACCACAUCUGUCAGGGACAGCAUCCUAGAAUAUCGCAGGCUUUACGGUCGGACUUAUCACCAUGAGAUCGGUGAUGCUGAGAGCUGGAUUCCCAACGACGACAAGCAUUUAGAUAGCAUGGAAAUUCUACAUUAUGCCAGCAUCCUCGCAUUGGGGAACAAGCUCUUCCUCGCGCCUCUGGAUAAGGACAGGAUCAGAAAGGUCCUCGACGUUGGUACCGGCUCGGGUCUUUGGGUUAUCGACUUCGCGGAUCAAUUCCCCAACGCCCAAGUCACCGGCACCGAUAUCACACCCAUCCAGCCGACCUGGGUCCCUCCAAAUGUUUCCUUCGAACUCGACGACGCAAACCAGGACUGGACCUGGAGCAGCAACACCUUCGACUUCAUCCGCACCCGGUACAUGAUUGGCUGCAUCAGCGAUUGGAAAAAGUUCUAUGAGAACGCGUUCCGCUGCCUCAAGCCCGGCGGCUACUUCGAGCACGAAGAGUCCUCCGGCAAGUGGUACAGCGACACUGGCGGCAUUCCCGAUGAGUCGCCCAUCGCCCAGGGUUUGAAAGCCUUCCGUGCUGCGGGCGACAAGACCGGCCGCACGUUCCAGGUUGUUGAGGAAGGGCUGCAAAAAAAGUAUAUGGAAGAGGUUGGCUUCGUCGAUAUCGUUGUCAAGGAUGUGCGUGUUCCUCUGGGCACUUGGCCUGAAGACCCGGAGCAGAAGCAGAUUGGUAUGCUUGUUUCCGAGGCUAUUCUUGGUGACCUCGAGGGCUAUCUGCUGUACAUGCUCGUCAACAUCCUGGGUUGGUCUGAGGACGGCGCCAGGGCGCUGGCUGCCCAUGCCCGCGCCCAGUUCCGCAAGCCCGGUGUCAACCCUUAUUGGAUCCGCCGUGUUGUCUACGGCAGGAAGCCUGAGUAA